CAAUGAAGAGCACAGGCCCAGGGUAGUGUCAUUGAAGAAAAGAUCAUCCCAUCAAUCCCAGCUCUCCAUCAAGAGUACCCAGUGAAGAAUGUGAUGGGAUCACUAGCAUGUCUGCGGAGAGUGGCCCUGGGACGAGAUUGAGAAAUCUGCCAGUAAUGGGGGAUGGACUAGAAACUUCCCAAAUGUCUACAACACAGGCCCAGGCCCAACCCCAGCCAGCUAACACAGCCAGCACCAACCCUCCGCCCCCGGAGACCUCCAACCCCAACAAGCCCAAGAGGCAGACCAACCAACUGCAAUAUCUUCUCAGAGUGGUGCUCAAGACACUAUGGAAACACCAGUUUGCGUGGCCUUUCCAGCAGCCUGUGGACGCCGUCAAGCUAAACCUCCCUGAUUACUAUAAGAUCAUUAAAACACCUAUGGAUAUGGGAACAAUAAAGAAGCGCUUGGAAAACAACUAUUACUGGAAUGCUCAGGAAUGUAUCCAGGACUUCAACACUAUGUUUACAAAUUGUUACAUUUAUAACAAGCCUGGAGAUGACAUAGUCUUAAUGGCAGAAGCUCUGGAGAAGCUCUUCUUGCAAAAAAUCAACGAACUACCCACAGAAGAAACCGAGAUCAUGAUAGUCCAGGCAAAAGGAAGAGGACGUGGGAGGAAAGAAGCAGGGACGGCAAAACCUGGAGUCUCCACGGUACCAAACACCACUCAAGCAUCAACUCCUCCACAGACCCAGACCCCUCAACAGAAUCCUCCACCUGUGCAGGCCACACCUCACCCCUUCUCUGCUGUCACCCCAGACCUCAUCGUCCAGACCCCUGUCAUGACAGUGGUGCCUCCCCAGCCACUGCAGACACCCCCACCGGUUCCCCCCCAGCCACCACCCCCACCCACUCCAGCCCCCCAGCCCGUGCAGAGCCACCCGCCCAUCAUCGCGGCCACCCCACAGCCUGUGAAGACAAAGAAGGGGGUGAAGAGGAAAGCAGACACCACCACCCCCACCACCAUCGACCCCAUUCAUGAGCCGCCCUCACUGCCCCCGGAGCCCAAGACCACCAAAGUGGGCCCCCGACGGGAGAGCAGCCGGCCUGUGAAACCCCCAAAGAAGGACGUGCCCGACUCUCAGCAGCACCCAGCACCAGAGAAGAGUAGCAAGGUCUCAGAGCAGCUCAAGUGCUGCAGCGGCAUCCUCAAGGAGAUGUUUGCCAAGAAGCAUGCCGCCUAUGCCUGGCCCUUCUACAAGCCUGUGGACGUAGAGGCGCUGGGCCUGCAUGACUACUGUGACAUCAUCAAGCACCCCAUGGACAUGAGCACAAUCAAGUCUAAACUGGAGGCCCGUGAGUACCGCGAUGCUCAGGAAUUUGGUGCUGAUGUCCGAUUGAUGUUCUCCAACUGCUAUAAGUACAACCCUCCCGACCAUGAGGUGGUGGCCAUGGCCCGCAAGCUCCAGGAUGUUUUCGAAAUGCGUUUUGCCAAGAUGCCUGACGAGCCUGAGGAGCCAGUAGUGGCUGUGUCCUCCCCGGCAGUGCCCCCUCCCACCAAGGUUGUGGCCCCACCCUCAUCCAGCGACAGCAGCAGCGAUAGCUCCUCGGACAGCGACAGUUCCACAGACGACUCCGAGGAGGAGCGAGCCCAGCGGCUGGCUGAGCUCCAGGAGCAGCUCAAAGCCGUGCACGAGCAGCUCGCAGCCCUCUCGCAGCCCCAGCAGAACAAACCAAAGAAAAAGGAGAAAGACAAGAAGGAAAAGAAAAAAGAAAAGCACAAAAAGAAAGAGGAAGUAGAAGAGAAUAAGAAAAGCAAAGCCAAGGAACUUCCUCCCAAAAAGACAAAGAAAAAUAACAGCAACAACAGCAAUGUGAGCAAGAAGGAGCCAGCACCUAUGAAGAACAAGCCCCCUCCUGCAUACGAAUCGGAGGAGGAGGACAAGUGCAAGCCCAUGUCGUACGAGGAGAAGCGGCAGCUCAGCCUGGACAUCAACAAGCUCCCUGGCGAGAAGCUGGGCCGCGUAGUGCACAUCAUCCAGUCUCGGGAGCCCUCACUCAAGAACUCCAACCCUGACGAGAUCGAGAUCGAUUUUGAGACCCUGAAGCCAUCCACGCUGCGGGAGCUGGAGCGCUAUGUCACCUCUUGUUUGCGGAAGAAAAGGAAACCUCAAGCUGAGAAAGUUGAUGUGAUUGCUGGCUCCUCUAAGAUGAAGGGCUUCUCGUCCUCGGAGUCGGAGAGCUCCAGUGAGUCCAGCUCCUCUGACAGCGAAGACUCCGAAACAGAGAUGGCUCCGAAGUCAAAAAAGAAGGGGCACCCUGGGAGGGAGCAGAAGAAGCACCACCACCACCACCAUCAGCAGAUGCAGCAGGCCCCGGCCUCUGUGCCCCAGCAGCCACCCCCACCACCCCAGCAGCCCCCACCCCCUCCACCUCCACCACAGCAGCAGCAGCAGCCGCCCCCGCCCCCUCCGCCCCCGCCCUCCCUGCCACAGCAGGCAGCCCCUGCGAUGAAGUCCUCGCCCCCGCCCUUCAUCGCCACCCAGGUGCCCGUCCUGGAGCCCCAGCUCCCAGGCAGCGUCUUCGACCCCAUCGGCCACUUCACCCAGCCCAUCCUGCACCUGCCGCAGCCUGAGCUGCCCCCUCACCUGCCCCAGCCGCCCGAGCACAGCACUCCACCCCAUCUCAACCAGCACGCGGUAGUCUCUCCUCCAGCUUUGCACAACGCGCUGCCCCAGCAGCCAUCGCGGCCAAGCAACCGAGCCGCCGCCCUGCCUCCCAAGCCCACCCGGCCCCCGGCCGUGUCGCCUGCACUGGCACAGCCCCCCAUGCUCCCACAACCCCCCAUGGCUCAACCCCCUCAAGUGCUGCUGGAGGACGAAGAGCCACCUGCCACGCCCCUCACCUCCAUGCAGAUGCAGCUGUACCUGCAGCAGCUGCAGAAGGUGCAGCCCCCCACGCCGCUACUCCCUUCCGUGAAGGUGCAGUCCCAGCCGCCACCCCCGCUGCCACCCCAGCCCCACCCCUCUGUGCAGCAGCUACAGCAGCAGCCACCACCUCCGCCCCCACCCCAGCCCCAGCCCCCACCCCAGCAGCAGCACCAGCCCCCACCACGGCCUGUGCACUUGCAGCCCAUGCAGUUCUCCACGCACAUCCAGCAGCCCCCACCACCCCAGGGCCAGCAGCCCCCCCACCCGCCCCCAGGCCAGCAGCCGCCCCCGCCACAGCCCGCCAAGCCUCAGCAAGUCAUUCAGCAUCAUCCUUCACCCCGGCAUCACAAGUCGGACCCCUACUCAACAGGUCAUCUCCGCGAAGCCCCCUCCCCGCUUAUGAUGCCCUCCCCCCAGAUGCCGCAGUUCCAGAACCUGACCCGCCAGUCUCCGCCCCAGCAAAGCGUGCAGCCUAAGAAGCAGGAGCUGCGUGCAGCCUCCGUGGUCCAGCCCCAGCCCCUGGUGGUGGUGAAGGAGGAGAAGAUCCACUCACCCAUCAUCCGCAGCGAGCCCUUCAGCCCCUCGCUGCGGCCGGAGCCCCCCAAGCACCCGGAGAGCAUCAAGGCCCCCGUCCACCUGCCCCAGCGGCCAGAGAUGAAGCCUGGGGACGUUGGGAGGCCUGUGAUCCGGCCCCCUGAGCAGAACGCACCCCCGCCAGGGGCCCCUGACAAGGAUAAACAGAAACAGGAGCCGAAAACUCCAGUUGCACCCAAAAAGGACCUGAAAAUCAAGAACAUGGGCUCCUGGGCCAGCCUGGUGCAGAAGCAUCCAACCACCCCAUCCUCCACAGCCAAGUCAUCGAGCGACAGCUUCGAGCAGUUCCGCCGAGCUGCUCGGGAGAAGGAGGAGCGUGAGAAGGCCCUGAAGGCGCAGGCUGAGCACGCGGAGAAGGAGAAGGAGCGGCUGCGGCAGGAGCGCAUGAGGAGCCGAGAGGACGAAGACGCACUGGAGCAGGCCCGGCGGGCCCAUGAGGAGGCACGCCGGCGCCAGGAGCAGCAGCAGCAGCAGCAGCAGCGGCAGGAGCAGCAGCAGCAGCAGCAGCAACAGGCAGCUGCGGUGGCCGCUGCUGCCGCUGCCCCCCCUCAGGCCCAAAGCUCCCAGCCCCAGUCCAUGCUGGACCAGCAGAGGGAGCUGGCCCGGAAGCGGGAGCAGGAGCGAAGGCGCCGGGAAGCAAUGGCAGCUACCAUUGACAUGAAUUUCCAGAGUGAUCUAUUGUCAAUAUUUGAAGAAAAUCUUUUCUGAGAGCACCUAGGUGGCUUCUGACUUUGAUUUUCUGGCAAAACGUUGACUUUCCAUAGUGUUAGGGGCGGCGGUGGAGGCGGUAGCAGCAGCCAGGGAGUGUCUCUGGGCCUGGCCCUCCUGCAUGCUAUGCCUGGGGCAGGCCUGAUGGGCAGCUGAGGAUCACAGAGCCUGUCUGCCUUACGGCCAGCUGGACAGACGUCCUGCCACCCGCCACCCCCUCACAGGACGUCAGCUCAGAGCACGCCUCGUUAUGAGCAAGUGCCGGCCGGACCCAAACCCUGCGUCCCCACAUGGGGGUCAGAGGCCCUUCUUUCCGCCAAAUGUCUACACAGUAUACACAGGACAUCGUUGCUGCCGCCACCAUGACUGGUUUUCUGUCCCCGAGAACAUGACGUUUGCAACGUCCCGCCCACCGGGAGUUCUUCCCCACACCCCAGCCAUUGCCGCUCACUCCCAGGAGACCAGGGCAGGCCCACGUGGGCUGGAGGCGGGCGAGGCUGGCCCACCCCCUUGCUGGCACUGACUUUGCCUUGAACAGAUCCCACCCCUCCCCUCCCCCCACAAGCCUUUAAUUGAGAGCCACUCUCUGUAAGUGUUCGCUUGUGCAAAAGGGAACAGUGCCGUGGAGGUGUGUGUGUCCAUGGCAAUUUGGGGCGAGGUGACUGCCCCGAGUGUGUGUGGGCAGGCCCCGCCCGGGGAGUGAGGCCACCAACCAAAGUCAGUUCCUUCCCACCUGUGUUUCUGGUUUUUUUUUUUUUUCUAUAUAUAUAUUUUUUGUUGGAUUCUAUUUUAUUUUUAAUUUUCUCUUCUCCUCCAGACACAAUGGCACUGCUUAUCUCCGAAAUGGCGUGAUCGUCUCCUCAUUGAGUGGCGGCUACCACCGCGCUGUGGGUAGUGUGUGACCGUGGCUGUACUGUAUAGUGAACAUAGUUGGCAUAUCUUUGUUUGAAGUUUGUUGGUGACUCCACCAAACUGGUGUAAAAAAAAAAAAAAAACUCAAAAAAAAUCGACAAAAAAAAAACAAAACACAAAAUGCAAAAAAACAAAACAAAAAAAACUGCUUAUAUUUUACUCAGUUUCAGACUUUAUUAGUCUAUUUUUAAUUAUUAAACCAGAAAGCUGCAGUUUCUUUUAUUUCUCUUCCUUCCCUACCCCCUCAUUCGUUGGCUUCUUUGUUUUUUAAUGUCAAAUCUGUUUGAGUUGUUUUUUACCAAUAAAGGAAGGGCCAGGGGACAAGGUAGGCACCAGGCGCUGGGGGAGGGGGGGGCUGCAGACUGAGGCAGGUUUCCCCGCCCUGUGCCCGGCCCCAACUAGCCGGCUGCUCCUGCCCACGCUUUUUUUUAAUUUUAUAAUUGGAGCCCUUGGUGAGGUUAUGCGUGCCAUGAGAACCCACUCUACACCACAACGCUGGUGCCUCAGUGUUGGCCAAACUCUGGAGUCGCUGACUGGUUUGACUUUCAUACGGUGAAUAUGCAUUUGGUCUGUACUGAUCAUGGAAUAAACACAUCUCUCUUUUUUAA
Molecule: messenger RNA, 5731 nt
Organism: Lemur catta (Ring-tailed lemur)
Lineage: Eukaryota; Metazoa; Chordata; Mammalia; Primates; Lemuridae
Gene: BRD4
Product: bromodomain containing 4
Exons: 20
Coding region: 108-4211 (1367 amino acids)
Biological process (GO): positive regulation of transcription elongation by RNA polymerase II; chromatin remodeling
Cellular component (GO): nucleus; chromatin
Source: RefSeq, a predicted model, not a curated record